UUAGAACUUGCUAAAAGUAAUAAUUUUUUUGUUUUGUUUAAGUUGGAGUUAAUCUGAAACCAUGGUUGUGGAUUUUGAUUUGUGACUAACUAGAAGUAAGAAAAAAUGAGUUCAUUGGUUAUGAUUUUGGCUCGAUUAUUGCGGAAUGUAAAGAGAGAAGAAGCUCAGAUGUUGUGAAAUGAUUUGAGGUUUCGGGGUAUGUGGAAACUUGAUGCAACAGUUACCCUUAACAGAAAUUCCCCUUGGAUUUUACUUCAGAGCGAUUACAGUCCAGGACGUUCUUAUGUUUGAGGUGGGGGCACAUCUAUUGCAUAAGUGUUUUUAGUGCGAGUCUGAUGAAAUCGUGUUUGUUGCAUGGAAAGAUUUAAAGUAACACCUUGGUUUGUACCUAAGGGCGAUUAUAGUGGAGGAAAAUGUUACGCGUGAGGUGGAAGCACAUCUAUUGCAUAAGUGUUUUUAGUGCAAGCCUGCUGAGAACAUAUUUGUUGCAUUGAGAGAUCGGAAGUUUCUUAUGGAAUACUGGCUUUUGUCAUUUAAUGAAAAGUAGUUAGAUUGUUCACCCACCGAUAGAUGUCAUGAGAUUUUUCCCAUACUUGUGGUGAGAAUUUUGAGGGUAAUUACACCUAGCAGUACAGAUAAUUUUCUCAAUCAGUUGUCUUGUAUUGGAAUGCAAGUGAAGUUCUAUAAGUGAGGAUCCUGGUUGGAAGUGACACAUGUUCCUGUAGGCAGUUUUCCUGUAGAAAAUGAUGGUUUUGGCUCCUGAAUACAAAGAUACAAAGAUGUAGUAAGCUGAGACAACAUACAAAGAUGCACGAGCGUGCCUUGAAGUACAUUUCUUUUUGAAUAAUGGGUGUACUCCUUUUCAAGUGUUUUCAGCACGCAACGGUCCAGUGCAGUGAUAAAGUGCCCUUGAGAGGAAAGGAUGAUGACUCCACUAAAUCAAAGAAAGGAAGGAAAGUGCAAUUCAAUGAUGAAGAGUCCCCUGCAAACUUUUCAUCAAAAUCUGGAGAAAAAGGUGCACCUUUGAAAGGAGGAAAGGGCUCUGCUCGAAAAGAGCCGGCAAAGUAUGAACUCAAUGUUCAGUCAGAGCUUCCACAGAACUCCCAAUGUGUGAUGGAUUGUGAGGCAGCUGAUAUCUUACAAGGAAUCCAGGAGCAGAUGGUUUUUCUCUCUCGUGAUCCAACUAUCAAAAUUCCUGUGUCAUUUGAUAAGGGAUUGCUAUAUGCCAAAACUGGAGGACGAUAUUCCAAUCCCAAGACUGUCAGACAGGCUCUUGAGGGUCUCAAGAAGUAUGGAGUUUCUGAUGCAGAGAUAUGUGUCAUUGCCAAUAGUUGCCCCGAGAAUGCUGAAGAGGCUUUUGCACUGGUCCCUUCUCUCAAGGCCAAGAAAAACAAGAUCCACGAACCACUUGAAGAGAUCAUAUCCCAGCUGGUUGCAUCGAAGUUGCCAACAGAAAACCAUGAAGAAUAGAAAGGUUUGCUGUGUCCUUGCGGCUUGUUGAAACAUAGUUUCAUCGCUACCCUUGAUUGGCCUUUGUAGUCGUAGUUGGUUUUGUAUAGAUCUUAGCUUUGGAAUAAUAUUUUCCAAUAUAGAUUGUCUAUGUUAAUGGGUGUCAAACCGUAACUGCCUGUAAAUCAGUAAACCCUAACUGUAAGAAUCAUCUACUUUUGAGUUAUGAAGCUCUCACCAACUGUUGAUUUAGAUAA
Spinacia oleracea (spinach) is the source of this 1706-nucleotide messenger RNA. Its product is annotated as DNA-directed RNA polymerases IV and V subunit 4. Bases 847 to 1470 code for a protein of 207 amino acids. NCBI's taxonomy places the organism in Eukaryota, Viridiplantae, Streptophyta, Magnoliopsida, Caryophyllales, Amaranthaceae. The record is from RefSeq and is a predicted model, not a curated record. Gene Ontology annotation, cellular component: RNA polymerase complex. Gene Ontology annotation, molecular function: nucleotide binding. The transcript has 9 exons. Gene Ontology annotation, biological process: DNA-templated transcription initiation.